GUACUGAGGAGAAACUUGGUUCCCAUUCAAUAGAAUUUUAGGUGGGCGAUGACUUUCAUCGUUAGAUGAGGAACUGAGUCACAGUUAGCUGUAGUUGGCAAUCGAGGCGUAGACAUGUGUGGAAUUUUUGCCUAUCUGAACUACCAUGUGCCACGGACUCGCCGGGAGAUCCUGGAGAUCCUCCUCAAAGGCCUGCUCCGUCUGGAGUACCGUGGCUACGACUCUGCCGGUGUUGGUAUUGAUGGCGGGAACGGCAAGGAAUGGGAGGCCAAUGCCCGGUCUAUUCAGCUGAUCAAGCAGAGCGGAAAAGUGAAGGCUCUUGACGAUGAGAUCACCAAGCAGCAGGACAUGGACAUGGAUGUGGAAUUUGAUGUCCACCUUGGCAUUGCCCACACUCGCUGGGCUACCCAUGGUGCCCCCAGCCCUGUCAACAGCCACCCACAAAGGUCUGACAAGAGCAACGAGUUCAUUGUCAUUCAUAACGGAAUUAUCACAAACUACAAAGACCUGCGGAAAUUCCUGGAGAGCAAGGGUUAUGAGUUUGAGUCCGAGACAGACACAGAGACCAUUGCCAAGCUGGUGAAGUACAUGUAUGACAACCGUGAGAGUGAAGACCUCAGCUUUGCUACUCUGGUGGAGAGAGUGACCCAGCAACUAGAGGGAGCUUUUGUCCUAGUCUUCAAGAGUGUCCAUUACCCUGGGGAGGCAGUAGGCACUCGGAGGGGAGGUCCUCUGCUUAUUGGGGUGAAAAGUGACCACAAGCUGUCCACAGAUCACAUUCCUAUCCUGUAUCGAUCAUCCGGUAAAGACAAGAAGGGCUGCCCCACCCUGCCCAGGAUGGAGCAGGACACCUGCCACACACUCUUCGCUGAGGACAAGAAGUCUGUGGAGUACUACUUUGCCUCUGAUGCCAGCGCGGUGAUUGAGCACACCAACCGGGUGAUCUUCCUGGAGGAUGAUGACGUGGCAGCGGUGACGAAUGGACGACUCACCAUCCACCGCAUCAAGCGUACAGCCGGAGACCACCCUGCCCGCGCCAUCCAGACCCUGCAGAUGGAGCUGCAGCAGAUCAUGAAGGGUAACUACAGCUCCUUUAUGCAGAAGGAGAUCUUUGAACAGCCAGAGUCUGUGGUUAACACAAUGAGAGGAAGGGUCAACUUUGAUGACAACACGGUAAUCCUGGGUGGACUGAAGGAUCAUAUUAAAGAGAUCCAAAGGUGUCGACGGCUCAUCCUAAUCGCCUGUGGCACCAGUUACCAUGCUGGGGUGGCGACUCGCCAGGUACUGGAGGAGCUGACUGAGCUGCCUGUUAUGGUGGAGCUGGCCAGCGACUUCCUGGAUAGAAACACACCAGUGUUCCGUGACGAUGUCUGCUUCUUCAUCAGCCAAUCAGGUGAGACAGCAGACAGCCUGAUGGCCCUGCACUACUGUAAGGAGAGAGGAGCCCUAACGGUGGGCGUCACCAACACAGUGGGCAGCUCCAUCUCCAGAGAGACCGACUGUGGGGUGCACAUCAACGCUGGGCCAGAGAUAGGAGUGGCCAGCACCAAGGCCUACACCAGUCAGUUUGUGGCUCUGAUCAUGUUUGCGCUGUUGAUGUGUGAUGACAGGAUCUCCAUGCAGCCACGGCGACGUGAGAUUAUCCAGGGACUGAGAGUUCUGCCAGACCUGAUCAAGGAAGUGCUGAGUCUGGAUGAUGAGAUCCAGAGACUGGCCACAGAGCUGUACCAGCAGAAGAGUGUUCUCAUCAUGGGCCGAGGCUACCACUAUGCCACCUGCUUGGAGGGAGCACUGAAAAUCAAGGAGAUCACGUACAUGCACUCAGAGGGCAUCCUGGCUGGGGAGCUGAAGCACGGCCCUCUGGCCCUGGUCGACAAACUCAUGCCCGUCAUCAUGAUCAUCAUGCGAGACCACACCUACACCAAGUGUCAGAACGCACUGCAGCAGGUGGUGGCCCGCUCGGGCCGACCCAUCGUGAUCUGUGACAAAGAUGAUUAUGAGACUGCCAAAAGUUCGAGCCGCACCAUCAAAGUGCCGCACUGUGUGGACUGUCUGCAGGGCGUUCUGAGUGUCAUCCCCCUGCAGCUGCUCUCCUUCCACCUGGCUGUGCUCAGGGGCUUUGACGUGGAUUUCCCAAGGAACCUGGCCAAAUCUGUGACGGUAGAGUGAAACAUGCCAUUUGAAGCCCCAAAAACCCAUUUCACUUCACAUACAUACAUGCAUACAUACACAUACAUACAUACAUACAUACAUACAUACAUACACACACACACACACACACACACACACACUACGCAGGAACAGCUGUCACAUGGAUACCAAGAGGAGCAGAGAGAGCACACUUUCCUGUUUUAUGUCUUGUCAUAUUUUUAUGCAAUUGUUACUCUUGUACUCUAAACAUUCUGUAUCUCUGUCACUUCUCUCAAAACACAUUUGAAGGCAUUGUUAUGAAUUGUAUUGUUUUUUUGUCAAGUGUGGUAAGGUAAGGGUUGGUAGUAAUGUUGGCAUUUAGGAGCUCACGUCGGUUACUGGAGUGCAUGCAGUUAAUGAUCCAACUAAAGGAAAGAUGGAAAAAAUAUCUAUUUUGGAUGAUGCUGAACAGUGCUCAAAACUGAAAUGUGCACAUCUUUUCAAUGUUUACUACUUGCAGCUGUUUUUUCAGUUAAUUCAGCUGUUUGUUGGCUGAAGUCAAGAGUCUAUAGGAAAGUCUUACUGAAGUUUCUGGUUCUUUUGGUGUUUCAUUGUUGCAAUGAUUUUGUCUAUUGAGAUCAGUUUUCUUUGGCAGCUAGAACAUCUAUAACCGUCAUUUGAAAUGUUUCUGUUACUUUUGUGUAUGUUGAGUGAAGUCUUAAAUCAUUCCGAGUCAUAUUGUAGUCCCGACUCUAAAUCUGAAGUGCUUCCAGGAAGAAAGUCUGUUAAGAAAGUCUGUGCCAGAGGUUGUUAAGUCAUGCUUUAGCCUACUGACCUGUGCCAGAGGUUAAGUCAUGCUUUAGCCUACUGACCUGUGCCAGAGGUUAAGUCAUGCUUUAGCCUACUGACCUGUGCCAGAGGUUGAGAACUCCCCCGUUGUUUUCCUCGGAAGGCCAUAAUGACAAAUGAUUUUUGACUUGUAACUUGUAAAAGUUUUUGAAUGUUUUAUAGUACAACAAGAAACUUGUAACAUGCUUGCUUGUGUAUACUAUUGUGUAACUUUUUUUUAGUCAUUGGCUAGGUUACAAAAGCAACUUGCAGUGAUGCACUCCUUGUGGUUUGGCAGACCUCCUAUAGGAGAGUUAACAAACUCUCGCCUAAACCAUGUGGAGCAUCUGAAUGAUUGACUGUCCUGGCAUAAUAAUCAUGCUUUUAAAAUUCUAACAGCUACUGUGUCUGAGUGACAUGAUUUGAAUAAUUUAUCCAAUCAUUUGAAAGAUGGCACAAUACAAUGUUAGACAUCUACAAUGAAGACUAGUGAAAUAAUGAAAUAAUCACUUAUCUCUCUAAGCCUAUGUUACUGUCAUUUUGACUUGGUGGAAGUGUAGCAAUAUUCAAAACUCUUCAAUUUCACUGGUCUUGUUGACCUAUUUUCUGCCUUGUUGCUGAGGAGGCUCAAUGUGGAUCUCUGGUCUACCAUAUAACUCUAAAUAGAAUAAAAAGUACCAAGUGAAAUGAAGUUGCUGCUCAGUGCUAUUUGCACCAACAUUUUGCCUACCCCAUGCCCUGCCACCAUACCAAUUUUAAUUGCAAUAUUGGGACCAUUUUUUUUUCUAUCUUUCUAUUAAUUUGUACGUGUCUCAUUUUGUUUAUUUGGUAGAAAGCUUCUUUUUAAUCUGAAUGUGACAUUCAAGAUGUCCCCUGUACCCAAAAAAGGUCACUAUUUUACAAUCGCUUAUGCAGUCAAAAACCAAAAAACCUUUUCUAUGUUAAACUUUGAUUAACCAAAGGUAUGGUUUUAGAGAUUAUGUUCGUAGGGGUUUGUGUGUACUGUAAGUGGUCUGUCCAGAAGAGGCCUACAGGGAAAUACAGCAAGCUUGUUAAAAUAUGUAGCUGCUAUUGUAGAUGGAACUCAACAUGUCAGCUGUGUGCUCUCUCAAAUGUCUAAUAAAUUAGUCUUUUUAUAAACCAAGGUUGAAGCAAAGCAGAUACACUGGUUUGCAUGUAAAAUCACAGAGAAGAAAAAAUACUUUCUAAAUAAUGGGCCAUUCUAGUUAUUUUUUUUCACUUUUCAGUUUAAGAUCUUUGUCUUGCUGUUGCAAUCAAGCCUUAAAAUUUGAGUUUUUAGGCAAAUCACCUGAAAAGUGGUCUCUAUUCAGCCUGCAUCUGUUUCUUCUUAAUUGUAUUGCAUUUACUGAGCCAGUGUGUACUGUAUGCGCCCACGUUGACUAAGGACCCUAGCAAAGACCCAGUUUUAAACUGGACAUGGUACUAUUAGAAGUGAUUUAGUAACCCAUGAACCGCUUUAGGGUCUUUCUAUAAAUAACAGGGCCAACGUGUGACAUUGGGAUCAAAAUUUCUAAAUGGUUUGAAAUAAAGGCUUUUCAUGCAGUUCCACAUGUGUACUUAAAGGAAUAAAAGUGAAUAUAUGCAAAUUGACUCCACUCCUAUACAACAUGGGCCUAGGACUAUACAUCUAUUAAGCAAGGUUCAUACAGAUAUUGGCAUGUCGAAUUCAGGACUUUCAGGGACUUUUUCAAGCACUUAAUUGUAAUUUUCAAAGACCUUUGUUAUACAAAUGUAUAAUUUAUAUAGUGCCUUCAGAAAGUAUUCAAACCCCUUGACUUUUUCCACAUUUUGUGUUACAGCCUGAAUUACAAAAUGGAUUAAAUAUAUUUAUUUCUCACCCAACUGUACAUACACACACUACUCCAUAAUGACAAAUUGAAAAUUAAAUACAGAAAUAUCUCAUUUCCAUAAGUAUUCACACCACGUCAUUACGUUGUAGAAGCACCUUUGGCAGCGAUUUACAGCUGUGAGUUUUCCAUACCCAGAUUGUACAUUUUCCAAUUCUUUAAGCGCUGUGAAAUGUUUUUGAUCAUUGCUAGACAACCAUUUUCAGGUCUUGUCAGAUUUUCAAGUAGAUUUAAGUCUAACUGUAACUUGGCCACUCGGGAACAUUCACUAUCUUCUUGGUUAGCAACUCCCGUGUAGAUUUGGCCUUGAGUUUUUAGGUUCUUGUCCUGCUGAAAGGUGAAUUAAUCUCCCAGUGUCUGGUGAAAAGCAGACAACCAGAUUUUCCUCUAGGAUUUGACCUGUAGUACUUAGCUCCAUUCCACUUAUUUUUUUUAUCCUGAAAAACUCCCCAGUCCUUAACAAAUACCCAUAACCUGAUGCAGCCACCACUAUGCUUGAAAAUAAUGAGUGGUACUCUAUUCAGGACAAAAAGUUAAUUGCUUUGCUAAAUAUGUUGCAGUAUUACUCUAGUGCCUUGUUGCAAACAUGAUGCAUGUUUUAGAAUAUUGUUAUUAUGUAUAGGCGUUCUUCUUUUAACUAUCAAUUGUGGAAUAACUACUGUUGUUGAUCCAUCCUCCUUUUUCUACCAUCAGUCAUAACUGAUAUAAAAUCAAGUGUUUUAUCAUUGCAAUGCCUCACGGUGAAAAGACUGAGCGGUGUCCUUCUCUGGCAACUGCGGUAGGAAACACUCCUUUAUCUUUCUAGUGACUGGGUCUAUUGAUACACCAUCCAAAGUGUUAUUAAUAACUCAAAGGGAUAUUCAGUGUCUGCUUUUAUUUUAUUUGUUUACCCAUCUACCAACAGGUGCCCUUCUUUGUGAGGCAUUGGAAAACCUCCCAGGUCUUUGUGGUUGAAUCAGUGUUUGAAAUGCACUGCUUGACUGGGGGACCAUAAUUGUGUGUGUGUGUGGUACAGAGAUUAGGUAGUCAUUCAAAAAUUGUUAAACACUUAUAGUCCAUGCAACUUAUGACUUGUUAAGCAAAUGUUUACUCCUAAACUGAUUUUAAGCUUGCCAUAACGAAGGGGUUGAGUACUUGACUCAAGCCAUUUCAGCUUUAGAUUUGUAAACAUUUCUAAAAACAAUUCCACUUUGACAUUGUUGUAUUGUGUGUAGGCCAGUAACCAAAAAUAUAUAUAUAUACAUUGAAUCCAUUUAAAGUUCAGGUUGUAACACAACAAAAUGUGGAAAAAGUCAAGUGUGAAUAAUUUCUGAAAGCACUGUAAUUGUACAUAUAGAACACCCCCCCAAUGAAACAAUUUGCAGAUAAUUAUCACUGACUUAUUAACAGCUGUAACAAGUUGUCCACUGUAGGAAAUCCUCAGUGGUAUCCUACUUAAGAGUUUCCCAAACUCGGUCCUGGGCACCCCCUGAGUACACGUUUGUUUUUUUGCCCUAGCACUAUACAGCUGGUUCUUAUAGUCAAAGCUUGAUGAUGAGUUGGUUAUUUAAAUCCGCUGUGUAGUGCUAGGACAAAAACGUGCCCCCGGUGGGACCUCAGGACCUAGUUUUGGAACCCUGCCUUAGUUUAUAGAAAGACCCAUUAACAUCCAGGUCCUGCAACAUAUGUUGGAAACUAUUGUGUUGUUGUAGGUGUGGGGUGCUUUAUGAUCUGAUUUACUAGAACUGAUGUUAUAUUAAAGUAUUUCUCUUUCA
Oncorhynchus keta (chum salmon) is the source of this 6580-nucleotide messenger RNA. RefSeq names its product glutamine--fructose-6-phosphate aminotransferase [isomerizing] 1. NCBI's taxonomy places the organism in Eukaryota, Metazoa, Chordata, Actinopteri, Salmoniformes, Salmonidae. The transcript is spliced from 19 exons. Gene Ontology annotation, molecular function: carbohydrate derivative binding; L-glutamine:D-fructose-6-phosphate transaminase (isomerizing) activity. The record is from RefSeq and is a predicted model, not a curated record. Gene Ontology annotation, biological process: fructose 6-phosphate metabolic process; carbohydrate derivative biosynthetic process; protein N-linked glycosylation. Bases 115 to 2169 code for a protein of 684 amino acids.